Molecule: messenger RNA, 836 nt
Organism: Ricinus communis (castor bean)
Lineage: Eukaryota; Viridiplantae; Streptophyta; Magnoliopsida; Malpighiales; Euphorbiaceae
Exons: 5
Coding region: 143-532 (129 amino acids)
Biological process (GO): regulation of transcription by RNA polymerase II
Cellular component (GO): nucleus; NuA4 histone acetyltransferase complex
Source: RefSeq, a predicted model, not a curated record
AGCUCAGCUCAAGUGCCUUUAGGAUCAAAUGCUAAACCCCUAGCAAAGAGACAAAUACAGAAAUCAAAUUCCAAAAUUGGAAAUCCAGUUACAAUUUGACAUUUGAUACAAACUAAUUCAAAAUUUUGCAAUCGAAAAGAAGAUGGAAGGAGGAGGAGGCGUUAAUGGCAAGGAGAGAGAAGAGGAACAAGACGGAAUGUCCGUACAUUCUCCAUGUAAAGCUCCUCCUUCCUCUGCUUCCUCUCUCCCUAAGGAGCAAUCACAGGUUGAAUUGGAGCUUAGACUAUUAGAAGCUCUUGAAAUUUAUCCUCCUGUUAAACUUCGAGGCAUGCAUCGACACUUUGUUCUUUUUGGUCUAAUGGAAUUUCUCCGUAAAAGCUUUGAUCGACACUUCUCUCCAGAGGAAGUCCUGCAAUUGCUGGAUCGUUUCUACAACAUAGAAAUGCUGAAACCAGAUGAUGAAGAGAUAGAAAUUCUCGGUCAUGAAGAAGAUUUCUCCUUGCCUCAAAGCUAUUUUGUCAAGGAAGAGUAAUAACUAGCAAUUCAUUUCUAGGCUUAGUUGGUCCCGGUCGUGUUCUUAAAAUGUUAACAAAAGGAAAAACAGCGAAACUUUAGAGGAGGUACAUAUUGCUCAGAAUCUCAAAAAUUUUUGUUCUAGUUAUAGCCCCUUGAUUGUCUUUGUCAAAUGUCAUAUGACUUCGACUUUCUUUAUUUGAGAAGAUAAAUUUGUAAAUACAAGUAGAGAUUAGCUAUGGCGCUUACAGCAAGCUAAUUUGAAGCAACAACAUUGUAUUCAUAAAGUGCUACUGCCUUCUAAGUUUUGGAUCAUUAACUUA